Messenger RNA from Colletotrichum acutatum, 3219 nucleotides. RefSeq lists its product as uncharacterized. The record is from RefSeq and is a predicted model, not a curated record. Bases 1 to 3219 code for a protein of 1072 amino acids. NCBI's taxonomy places the organism in Eukaryota, Fungi, Ascomycota, Sordariomycetes, Glomerellales, Glomerellaceae. The transcript has 3 exons.
AUGUCGUCUUUCAGAACGCCCAAGGUGAGCCUAGAGCCCGCCUCGACGUCCGACCUGCGGACGCUGCCCGAAUUAGUCGACUUCCACGCCGAAAACAACCCAAAGCACUUAUUCUGCCUCCAAGCCGAAGCAAAUGCGGCUGGAAACGGCCACAAUUUUGUGCCCCUGAGCUAUGAGACGCUACAGCGCGCCAUCAUCCGCUGCCAGGCAUGGCUUAAGGAACAGACGACUAGUCUUCACCCACCCAAGACUGAAGCCGAUGGUAGCGUGAAGAAAUGCGCCCCCGUUGCGGUGCUCAUGGAGAGCCAUGUUGGCUUGGUCCUCUGUGUGCUCGCCUGUAUGGGCAUGGGCGUGCCGGUUAUUCUUCUGUCGGCGCGUCUGAGUGCGCCUUCCGCGCGACAUCUCAUCCGCGAAACGGGUGCGAAGCUUGCUCUUGUAUCUCCCCGCCUAAUACCUCUAGCUUCAGAGGCGGUGGGUGCUGAAUACCGAGAUGAAAAAGAUAUGCAUGAUGAAAGCGUGACGAAGAUCCGCUCUGUAUCCGGCUACAAGUCAUUUCUUGCAGAUGAGCCCGCAGAAGACCAGAAUCGCACCCUUCGCGUGGCCGAUGCGGAUCAUUACGUUUCGGAAGAUGACCGCCAGGUUCUCAUCCUACACUCUUCAGGGACCUCGGGUCUCCCAAAACCGAUACCUUGCUCCCAUAAAUAUUUUCUGAGCUACGCCACAUGCCACAAUUUCGAAUCGACUACAGAAGCUCAUGGACUGACGGUUUCUACACUACCCUUCUUUCACACAUUUUGCGCCCCUGCAUCCUCAACCCUUCCCAACGGUGCCAGCGUCGCAGCCCUCAUAGAGGACUCCCAAGCAAAGGCGCUAUUGACAGUGCCGUCGAUCUUGGAGGAGAUUGAGGGCUUGCCAGAUGGCAGAGGACAUAAAAUCCUUCGCAAGCUAGAUUACGCGGGCUUCGGUGGUGGCAGACCCAAAACCUCGGUCGGGGAGAGGCUUGAACGUUCGGGCGUGAGACUCGUCGGCCAGUACGGCGCGACGGAGACCGGUCCAAUGACACCAUUUUUCGUGCCCGGCAAGGAACACGACUGGCGUCGACUACAACUGCGUGCUGAUAUACUCGGGCCGCUUCAAGUGAAGCUUGACCUCAUCGAUACAUAUGCAGAAGGGAGUGCGCAGGCUGAAUCCGAAGCCGAACGAUCUUACAGCUACAAGUUGAGCAUGAAGCCGUUUGGAUGGCAGGAGCGCUUCGAGCUGCAAGAUAUAGUCGUGGCACUCACGGAAUGCGUCUCGGCUAAUGACGUCGGACAGCUGGAUUUCGUGAUUGCAGGCCGCAAAGACGACUUGAUCUGUCUUGCCACCGGAGAAAAGGUGAGGCCAACGAUAUUGGAAUCACUGCUCAGACAGCAUGAAGACGUGAGAGACGCAACUGCUUUCGGUGAAGGACAGUUCGAACUCGGUGUCAUCGUAGAGCCUGCCAGACCCGUCGGACCCGGCGAGGUGGACAGGUUUAAGGCGUCGAUCUGGCCAGCAAUCGAGGAAGCAGGCCGUCAAAUGGAUUCCCAUGCAAGGAUUACGUCGCCGACCGCGAUUCUCGUCGUCGCUCCCGAGGCGCUCCCGAGAUCAGACAAGGGCACCGUUCUCCGGAGCGCAGUGUCAAGGAAGUUUGCCGAUGAGAUUGCGGCAGUCUACCGUGAUCUUGAGGCCAGCAUGGUCGCACCACCAAUCGAUCUAUCCUCGCCUGCGUCUCAUAUCAGAAAUCUCGUUACCCAGGACGUUCUGGGGCUAAACAACGACCAUGAUAUGCAGGACGACAACGAUUUCUUCGCACGCGGCAUGGACAGCCUUCAAGCGACGAGACUCAGAAGGCUGCUGACGGCUUCACUGCGCGCAACACAUGCCGCCGCUGAGCCUGGGACAGCCAACGUCCUCGCCACGGAAAUGAUCAAAGAUGACAUCGUCUACCGCAACCCUUCUGUAAAUAAGCUGGUUGAGGCACUGGUUCCCAGUUCGUCCAAGACAAACGGAGUCAUUACCGAAGCAAAGCUUAUCGAACAGCUGGUGUACAAGUACUCCAGCAGAGGCGACCAACGAGAGCAGCGGAAAGCCGUGGUGUUGCUUACAGGCGGCACUGGCAGUCUCGGGUCUUUCUUCGUUGGGCGGCUCCUUGCGGAUGAUAACGUGAGCAAUGUCAUUUGCUUGAACAGACCUGGGAAAGGAUAUCCCAAAGAAGCUCAGAAACGUGCGGUGGCUCUAAGAAAAAUCUCUGUCGACAACAACGCUUGGAAGAAGUUGGAAGUUCACGAGACAAACACUGCAGAUCAGUGGCUUGGCUUGCCAGAGGCUGGGUACCUGCGUCUCGCGGCUAGGGUAACUCACAUCGUACAUAUUGCGUGGCCCAUGAACUUCAAAAUGGGUCUGCAGUCGUUCGAGGCUUCAUUCUCAAGCUUGCGAAACCUCAUCCAGCUAGCGCGUCAAGCGAGCAUUCACCAGACACGGAAGCCAAAGCUGUUACUGAUAUCCUCCAUCUCUACGGUGGGGAACUAUCCGUCAAUCAAAGGAGAGGCACUGAUUCCUGAAGUGUCCGUCGAGGAUGAAAGCUGGACGCUAAAUCUCGGUUAUGCCAAAGCCAAGCUUGUCUGCGAGAAAAUCAUCGAACGCACGGCACAGGAGCAUCCCGAGAUCGAGGCGGCGGUGGUCAGAGUCGGCCAGAUUGCCGGCUCUAGCACCGGCUACUGGAACGCUUCUGAGCACUUUGUAGCCGUUUGUGCUUCGUCUCAAAAGCUUGGGAAAUUCCCCGACCUCCAUGGAACCUUGUCAUGGCUGCCAGUCGAUUUGGCUGCCAAAGCCCUCAGCGACAUUCUCUUCCAUCAAGAACCGCUCAGUGCAAUCUACCAUCUAGAGAACCCAGCCCGGCAGAGCUGGGAGGAAGUGGUCAGGCUGAUGUCUGAGGAACUGCGGAUAGGCAGCUCAUCCAUCAUCCCGCUCGAGACCUGGCUCAACCUAGUGGAUGCUGUGCCAGGACCAGGCAAUCCUGCUGCAGGUCUCACACAGUUUCUCGGAGAGGAUUUCGCCAAAAUGUCGUGUGGAUUUGUUGUCCUCGACACCAGCAAUUCCCGCAACUUGAGUUCGACCAUGGCCAAGAUGACGUCGGUGGGGGAAAACUCGAUUCGGGCAUAUGUCUCCUACUGGAAGAGUAUCAAGCUGUUGGCAUAG